CCCGGCGAGCCGCCGCCUCGGGGGCUCCGCAUCGGGUUUCCAGACUUCUAGAAUGGCUAAGCAUUAAUGGAAGGAGAAGCAUAAAUCUAUCUUCCAUUAUGGAGGCAGGGUUAGCAGAUGGAGAGCCUGAUAGAACUUCGAUCAUGACAUAUUCAGAAGUUGCUGAAGUUCGAGAGACACUUCUUGGUGAUAACAAAGAUGUCCUUGGGCCAUCAACUGUUGUAGCAAACAGUGACGAACCUCAGCUUUUGACCCCAGGAAAGAUGAGUCAGCGCCAAGGGAAAGAGGCUUAUCCAACACCAACUAAAGAACCAUACCAGCCAUCAUCUCUCAGUCCUGCAAGUCCUCACAGUCAGGGUUUUGAAAGAGGAAAAGAAGAUAAUUCUCAAAAUAAAGAUGAUGCUUCACUUUCAAUGUCAAAGAGCAAGUCUGAAUCUAAACUUUACAAUGGCUCAGAAAAGGACAGCUCCAGUUCGAGCAAGCUCACCAAGAAAGAGUCUCUCAAGGUACAAAAGAAAAAUUACCGCGAAGAGAAGAAGAGGGCCACCAAGGAGUUGCUCAGCACCAUCACAGACCCCUCUGUCAUCGUCAUGGCUGACUGGCUGAAGAUUCGUGGUACCCUAAAGAGCUGGACCAAGUUGUGGUGUGUGUUGAAACCUGGGGUGCUUCUGAUCUAUAAAACACAAAAAAACGGCCAGUGGGUUGGAACAGUCCUUCUGAAUGCUUGUGAGAUCAUUGAACGCCCAUCAAAAAAGGAUGGCUUUUGUUUCAAGCUUUUCCAUCCUUUGGAGCAGUCUAUUUGGGCAGUGAAGGGGCCAAAGGGCGAAGCAGUUGGAUCCAUAACUCAACCCUUACCUAGCAGUUACUUGAUUAUCCGAGCAACCUCAGAGUCAGAUGGAAGGUGCUGGAUGGAUGCCUUGGAGUUGGCUUUGAAAUGUUCUAGUCUUCUUAAACGCACAAUGAUCAGGGAAGGAAAGGAACAUGACCUGAGCAUUUCCUCAGAUAACACACAUGUAACAUUAUAUGGUUUACUGCGUGCUAACAAUCUCCACAGUGGUGACAACUUCCAGUUGAAUGACAGUGAAAUUGAAAGGCAGCACUUUAAGGACCAAGAUAUGUAUUCUGAUAAAUCUGACAAAGAAAAUGACCAAGAGCACGAUGAGUCUGACAAUGAGGUGAUGGGGAAAAGUGAAGAGAGUGAUACAGAUACAUCAGAAAGGCAAGAUGACUCUUACAUUGAACCUGAGCCUGUUGAGCCUUUAAAGGAGACCACCUAUAUGGAGCAGAGUCAUGAAGAACUUGGAGAGGCAGGUGAAGCUUCUCAAACGGAAACUGUGUCUGAAGAAAACAAAAGCCUUAUCUGGACUCUGCUCAAACAAGUGCGUCCUGGCAUGGACCUGUCCAGGGUGGUUCUUCCUACAUUUAUUUUGGAGCCUCGUUCUUUCCUGGAUAAACUUUCAGAUUACUACUAUCAUGCAGACUUCCUGUCGGAGGCUGCUCUUGAAGAAAAUCCAUAUUUCCGUUUGAAGAAGGUCGUGAAAUGGUAUUUGUCAGGAUUCUAUAAAAAGCCAAAGGGAUUGAAGAAACCAUAUAAUCCUAUACUCGGUGAGACUUUCCGUUGUUUAUGGAUUCAUCCCAGGACAAACAGCAAAACAUUCUAUAUUGCAGAACAGGUGUCCCAUCACCCACCAAUAUCUGCCUUUUAUGUUAGUAACCGAAAAGAUGGAUUUUGCCUUAGUGGUAGUAUCCUGGCUAAGUCCAAGUUUUAUGGAAACUCGUUAUCUGCAAUACUAGAGGGAGAGGCACGGUUAACUUUCUUGAAUAGAGGUGAAGAUUAUGUAAUGACAAUGCCAUAUGCUCAUUGUAAAGGAAUUCUUUAUGGCACAAUGACCCUGGAGCUUGGUGGGACUGUCAAUAUUACCUGUCAAAAGACUGGAUACAGUGCAAUACUUGAAUUUAAGUUAAAGCCAUUUUUAGGGAGUAGUGAUUAUGUUAAUCAAAUAUCAGGAAAACUUAAAUUGGGAAAAGAAGUCCUAGCUACUUUGGAAGGUCAUUGGGAUAGUGAAGUCUUCAUUAAUGACAAGAAGACCGAUAACUCGGAGAUUUUCUGGAAUCCAACACCUGACAUUAAGCAGUGGAGAUUAACGAGGCACACUGUAAAAUUUGAAGAGCAGGAUGAUUUUGAGUCAGAGAAACUCUGGCAGCGAGUAACAAGAGCUAUAAAUGCCAAAGACCAAACAGAAGCUACUCAAGAAAAGUAUGUUUUGGAAGAAGCUCAAAGGCAGGCUGCCAGAGAUCGGAAAACAACAAAUGAAGAGUGGACUUGUAAGUUAUUUGAACUUGACCCACUCACAGGAGAAUGGCACUAUAAGUUUUCAGAUACUCGACCAUGGGACCCACUUAAUGAUAUGAUACAAUUUGAAAAAGAUGGCGUUAUCCAGACCAAAGUGAAACAUCGCACUCCAAUGGUUAGUGUUCCAAAAAUGAAGCAUAAACCAACAAGGCAACAGAAGAAAGUGGCAAAAGGCUAUUCUUCCCCAGAACCCGACAACCAGGACUCAUCUGGAAGUGAAGCUCAAUCUGUAAAACCAAGUACACGAAGAAAGAAGGGGAUAGACCUGGGAGAUAUUCAAAGUUCCAUUGAGUCUAUAAAACAAACACAGGAAGAAAUUAAAAGAAAUAUUAUGGCUCUUCGAAAUCAUUUACUUUCAAGUGCACCUGCUACAGAUUAUUUUCUGCAACAGAAAGACUACUUCGUCAUUUUCCUUCUGAUUUUACUUCAAGUCAUAAUAAACUUUAUAUUCAAGUAGAAGUUCUCAACAGUUGAAUCACUGAACUAGACAGAUGGAAUUUGGCCUGGGACUGGUGUUCACAUUGAUUUGCACUCUAGUGAAGCAUCACAGCGUUUCUAAAUCAACAGGGCAGGAGAUAAACGUGCAAGCGUCUGCCUAAUUUUCACGUCAUUAUCCUUAGCCCAAAACAAGAGCUGUUCUGUUUGGUUAUUAAAGUUGGCUAUGUGUUAAGUGCCAGAACACUUUGUGAGACUGUGCCUACAUGUGAGCAUAAUAAAUCCACAUGUGUACACAAGAACUCUUACCUGACAGUAGUUUCUGUGUUCUGCCGUAUGUUAUGAAAUACUCUGAUACCACUGUUCAUAACGAAAAUGCCAUUAAUCUUACAAAUAUAUGUAUAGUCAACUGUUUUCUUUAGAAGACUGGCAUACAACUUUUACUAAGAAAUUACAGUUGGAGAAAUGAUAGAUUAUAGACAUUGUAUGACUUGUUCAACACAUUAUACUGUUAAAAGCACCUUUAAGGUAUCUAGCUCAGUUGUCUUAGAAACACCAAGAGAAAAGUGAGUGGUCAGAAUUAAUAUAUUGUGAGGAACAAGUAGAAAGUUUUUAAGAGUUAAUGCAAAAUUUUCUCACCUCUAGGACUUAAUGUUACAGAUGUAGAUGUAUCCAUACUUACAUGUAUAUCAAUAUUAAAACUUAUGUGCAGCUACACGGAUGUGUAUGUUACAAUCCCAUCUUAAGCACUUGCCGACAAACGGUCAAGUUUGUUUGCUAUCCUUUACUGGUUUGGUUAAGUCAGCUGUGUCUAGGACAUCGUCCAGACAUCAGUGUUUAUAGGGUAUGUGUAAUUCUGAUAAUUUAAUGUUUUCUUUAUGAAAAAUAUUUUAGCAUUCAUUUUGACAUUAGAAUGCUCAAUGAGUAAAUAGAAAACUUCUCAUAUUGUACUUCAAAAGCCCAAAAAGAAAAAAAAUGCAGUAAGAUAAGACACUGCAGUGGCCUUUUCUUUGAGAACAUUAAAAUCAAUUUGUUUAAAUGUGCAAUAAGUUGAGCAUUUGAGAAUAUUCAGUUACAAAGUAUAUCAUCACCUUCCACCGCCCUGUGGCAAGCCACAAUUCUGUACAAGUCAUUUUGCUCAGGCUCAGCCAAGUUUCAUUGCUUAGAGUUUUUGCCUCUUCAGUUUCAUCUUUUGACUUCGUAUUAUUGUCAAAAACACUUCUUUAAAAGGUAAUUAAGUUUUGGAACAUGUCAUAAAAUUUAGAUUCCUCUAAACUAUAGAUUUCAGGGAGGUUUAUACAGUGAAAGACCUGUUGGCCUGGCUCCACCUGCCUUCAGCUAAAGGAGAGACUGAGGUACAAGUCAGUCACCUGAGAUGAAGCGGCAGUCAGUGCUGUGUGGCGAGUACAAAGCCAAGAGAUUGCUGAUACGGUGCUGAAACCACAUAUAACUAUCUUCAGUACCACAGGUCCCCACGAAAAGCCAUCCCCACAUGAUGUCAGCAAAACAAUGCUGUAUUUCAUUGAAAAUAUCUUAAACUUUUAACAGCAGAAACAAAAGGUGUACCUGUAUCCAGUGUUUCAUUAUUAUGGAGUUUUGGGUUAUUUCAUAUUUGUCAAUAUAUUUUUUGUAUUCUUAUUCUACUACCAAUAUUAUGCUCAACUGCCUAUCAUUGAUGUGAUAUUUUGUAAAUAUUGUACAACUUGAUCUUUAUAUGAUUUUAAAGUAGUAUUAAUUUAUAUUAUAUAUAACUUAAUUGGUUGAUCACUAAAAGUUGUUUCAUCAUUAAGCCCUGAAAUGUUAAAUUGUUGGUGACCUGCCUUAGGGCUCUGUCUUACGCCUUUACAUUGUUUCAUGUGGUCUGAACAGUACUUUAUUUGUGCUGAUAUCUGAGACUGGAACGGUGGUCGUUUUGUUGUUUUCAAUUUCACUUCAGAGCUGAUGUUAAUGGGUCCUUACCCAAGGAGUCAGAAAUUAAAUGAACAGGGUGACUGUUUCUUAUACACUAAAGGCUUAUGUUCAAUCGAAUGUUUCUCAUACACCUGACUGUAUGAGUUUCUUUCUGUGAACUGAACACAAAACUCAGGAAUUGGUGGAUUCAUAUGUAAGUCCUUUAAACAAUGUAUACUUCACCUUGAGUUUGGUCAGACUGUGUGACUUGACUUGAACAUUCUGAGGGUUAUCUUUCUUCAUAAAUGGAUUCACAAUGUGUGUGACUCACUGUUCCAAACUGUCUGAAAACUCCACGUGGUUUAUCGGGUUUGUGACUCCAUGGCCAGCUUUCUUUAUUUAAAACCUUAACUUCUCACGUGAAAAUUUAGAUGUGUAAUAAUAAUUAUUGACAUUUUCAGUUUUCAGUUGUUAAAUGUCUUUAGGUGUCUCCCAAUUAGUUAGAUGUUGCUGGCUAGUGAAAGAUUUAUGGACAUAUGAGAUGUUAGUGUGCUUUAGCAAUAGAUAUUUAUUUAACUUGUCAUUCUUACCGAUACUUUUUUUUUUUUUUUUUUUUAAAGCUUAAAAAGGUACAGUGGUAAUCUUUGUCAUGGCUCAGUUGACAACUGCAUUCCCUUGAAAGCUGGCCCUGUAAGAUACAAUCCUCAUUUCCUAGCUCAUGUUUCUGUGCCUUUAAGGAGAUAUUUUUAUUGUUUUGUGUUACAGAACUAUAAUAUGGUGUUCAAAGUGUUUAUAGGCUUAUUUGUCAUAAAAGGGUCAUUUCUCUGUCACUUUAUUUCCUUUUAUAUAGCUGAAGAAUAUGUAAACAGUAAUGCUGUACUUUUAUAAGGGUUUGUCUGGUUACCUACUUCAAAUAUAUUCUUAGUCAGACAUCAUUACAGUAAACUUGUCAGAUUAUUCUGAGUAUUGUAAACAGUGCCUUUUUGAUGGAAUUCACACUGUUUUGGGUGUCAACUUGUGCCAUAUUCACAGAAUUCUGUGGAAGGCAGUUUUAACUUUUUGAAGAAUAUCUUCAUCAAAAUUUUAAAAACAAAUGUGUAAAAUUUCAUCUUUUUCAGUGUUUGGCAUUUCUAAUCAGCAGUAAAUAGUUUUGUUUUGCAUUUUUGUCUUCUCUACAGGGACGAUGGCAUAAGAUGAGCCAUACACGAGUCUGCAGAUUAUUUUGGAUUAUGUUAAAAAUAAAGAGUUCAUGUUUAUAUCAAAAUUUCCAAUUUGACCUAUGGUGGGGGGGACCUCUCAUAAUUCAAUAAGUUUACAUUUUAACCUCUUGCUUAUCUGGCUAAGUGUAUAAAGAGAUUCUUUAAAAUGUAUAACCUGCCACCACUGCAUAAUUUGGUUUCUUUUUGUUACAUAUUUUGUGGGUUUAGGAUAUCCACUUUUUGUUACAAUUAUACUACUAUUUUGUUACAGUUUUUAAUUGAACAUGGACUGUUAAAAUUGUACAGGACCAGUGUCUUAUUAAUAAGAUUAACAUACUCAAUGAGAGCCACAGGGAAACCUUGCCGAAAAUGAAUGUGUCUGUACUUCAUGGAGUGUUUAGAAAAAUUAGCCUCUUCAUUUAUCAUGAAAAUUAUUUUAAUACCAUAAUAUUGAAAUUCUUUAUUUGAAAAAAUGACAUGAGACAUUUGAAUGAUGAGCCACAGACCUUCAGUUGGAUUUAUUUUCACUUUUUGGCAUGUUAAAUACACAUUUAAUUUUAAAUACAUCAGUUAAUGGCUGUUUAUAAAGUCAAGCACUACCACUGGUCAGUUUUGUAUGAUAGGAUACAAGUGUGUUGUUACCUGCAGUGUAAGUAUAGCACACUGUUGAAUUCUCUUAAGGUGCAUAGUAAAUGUAUAGAUAGUCACAGGCGGUUUUGUAAUGUAUACAUUUCUAAUCUAUUAUGCCUAACCUGUUAUGUUUGCAGAGAGAAAGGAAUUUUUCUAAUCUGUAAAAUUAUGUUAACUUCUAUAAGUAGGUAUUCUAAAUAAACUUUUUAAAAAGCA
This is a messenger RNA of Phodopus roborovskii (desert hamster), 6723 nucleotides long. RefSeq names its product oxysterol binding protein like 8 (gene Osbpl8). Gene Ontology annotation, molecular function: cholesterol binding. Gene Ontology annotation, cellular component: membrane; cytosol; intracellular membrane-bounded organelle. The record is from RefSeq and is a predicted model, not a curated record. Bases 99 to 2810 code for a protein of 903 amino acids. The transcript is spliced from 25 exons. NCBI's taxonomy places the organism in Eukaryota, Metazoa, Chordata, Mammalia, Rodentia, Cricetidae.